Meriones unguiculatus (Mongolian gerbil) is the source of this 1512-nucleotide messenger RNA. RefSeq names its product C1q and TNF related 5 (gene C1qtnf5). Gene Ontology annotation, molecular function: protein binding. The record is from RefSeq and is a predicted model, not a curated record. The transcript has 3 exons. NCBI's taxonomy places the organism in Eukaryota, Metazoa, Chordata, Mammalia, Rodentia, Muridae. Bases 406 to 1137 code for a protein of 243 amino acids.
GGAGCCCUAAGUGUCUGCCUCACAGUUCAGCUUCCCUGUAACUCAGGCUCAAGUCUCCCUCCUCCUCCUUUCUCCACACCCCCUUCAACCCCACAACUUUGGCCGGCCGCCGGGCGACACCACGAGUUAUUUCCCUGCUAUUUCCCAGCCCCGGAGCUCUUGGCCCCUGAACAACUGGUUUCCUCUAGGAGUCUGGGAGGAGCAAGGGAGCCGGCAAGGAGCAGCCAGAAGCUGGGAGUCAGUCAGCAAAGGCAGGGGCUGCCUAGUUGGGGUAGGAGUGGGAGCAGGGCCAGCUGGAGGGUCUGAAGAAGCCAUUCAGAGCGAGCAGCUGGGGGAGCUGGGGAGCCGGGAGGGGCCUACAGACUCCAAGAGGAUCCUGGCGUCUGGGCCUUCGCGGUCACCACCAUGAGGCCACUUCUUGCCCUGCUGCUUCUGGGGCUGGUGUCAGGCUCUCCUCCACUGGAUGACAACAAGAUCCCCAGCCUGUGUCCCGGGCAGCCCGGCCUUCCAGGCACACCAGGUCACCAUGGCAGCCAAGGCCUGCCUGGCCGCGAUGGCCGCGAUGGCCGCGACGGUGCCCCCGGAGCUCCGGGCGAGAAAGGCGAGGGCGGGAGGCCGGGACUGCCCGGGCCACGUGGGGAGCCCGGGCCGCGUGGAGAGGCAGGUCCGGUGGGGGCUAUGGGGCCUGCUGGAGAGUGCUCGGUGCCCCCUCGGUCAGCCUUCAGUGCCAAGCGCUCGGAGAGCCGGGUGCCUCCGCCGGCCGACACACCCCUACCGUUCGACCGCGUGCUGCUGAACGAGCAGGGCCACUACGAUGCCACCACGGGCAAGUUCACCUGCCAAGUGCCUGGCGUCUACUACUUCGCCGUCCACGCCACCGUCUACCGGGCCAGCCUGCAGUUCGAUCUUGUCAAAAAUGGCCAGUCCAUCGCCUCUUUCUUCCAGUUUUUCGGGGGGUGGCCCAAGCCAGCCUCGCUCUCGGGGGGUGCUAUGGUAAGGCUGGAACCUGAGGACCAGGUGUGGGUGCAGGUGGGCGUGGGUGAUUACAUCGGCAUCUAUGCCAGCAUCAAGACAGACAGCACCUUCUCUGGAUUUCUCGUCUAUUCUGACUGGCACAGCUCCCCAGUCUUUGCUUAAAAUACAGUGAACCGGGAGCGGGCACUUGCUCCUAGAGGAGGGUAUGACACGGACAGGCGCACACCAGGAGGGCUGGCCCCCUGGACUAUUGUGAAUGACUAGGGAAGAGAGAGGACCACCCCCUGUCCCACUGCUAUCGAGGAAAGGAGACAGGCUAUCUGAGGUCAAGUUGGGCAGCUGAGGUCAAGAUGAGCUGGGUUUCUGCCCGGGACGCUGGAAUGUGCUAGGCUGGCAACUGUGGGAUCCUGGCCCAGGAUUCCAAGGUGGGACACUCCCUUCCUAGUCCUGUGCCCCCUCCAGGUCCUUGCCCCCACCUCUUCUGCUCCCAGGGCCAGACUUUUUCUCAGAGGUCACUUAAUAAACCUAAAAACCUCC